GAUAACGGUGUGAACUGUGUAGUGUGAACAGAUAAAUGACGAUGAGAAUGGAUUAAAAACGUCGAUGGUUCAUUAAAUAGCUAAGGGAGAAGAAGAACACGAAGAGUCGAACUCAUUCAAAUCCCACAAAAAAAGGCUCAGAUUCAUAGCUGUUGGCGAACUCAGUUGCAGUGACUGUGAGCUACAACAAUGGUGGCGCCAGUAGUUGAUGCGGAGUACCUCAAGCAAAUCGAGAAAGCUCGCCGGGAUCUUCGUGCGUUCAUCUCCUUCAAGAAUUGUGCCCCUAUCAUGCUGCGUUUGGCGUGGCAUGAUGCUGGCACAUAUGAUACAAAGACAAAUACAGGUGGUCCAAAUGGUUCAAUCCGCAGUGAGGAAGAGUACAUGCAUGGUGCAAAUAAUGGGUUAAAAAUAGCAAUAGAUUUUUGUGAAGAAGUGAAGGCAAAAUAUCCAAAGAUUACAUAUGCAGACCUUUACCAGCUUUCUGGAGUUGUUGCUGUUGAGGUCACUGGAGGCCCCACCAUUGAUUUUGUUCCUGGUAGAAAGGAUUCAUUGAUUUCUCCCAGAGAAGGGCGGCUUCCAGAUGCUAAGCAAGGGGUAAAACAUCUGAGGGAUGUGUUUUAUAGGAUGGGGUUGAAUGACAAGGAUAUUGUGGCAUUGUCUGGGGGCCACACGUUGGGAAAGGCACAUCCGGAGAGGUCAGGCUUUGCAGGGCCAUGGACUGAGGAACCCCUGAAGUUUGACAAUUCAUAUUUUGUGGAGAUGCUAAAAGGGGAAACAGAGGGGCUAUUGAAGCUUCCCACAGAUAAGGCCCUAUUGGAGGAUCCUGAGUUCCGCCACUAUGUUGAGCUGUAUGCAAAGGAUGAGGAUGCAUUUUUCAAAGACUAUGCGGUGUCUCACAAGAAGCUUUCAGAGCUGGGGUUUACUCCCAAGUCAUCUGGUUCCAAAACAGAGGCAAAGACCAGUACCGUAUUGUCACACAGCGCAGUUGGAGUUGCAGUUGCUGCAGCUGUGGUGGUCCUGAGUUACUUUUAUGAAGCUCACAGAAGAAUCAAGUAAAUCGAAACUGGUUUUCUGUAUCGGUGCAUUGUUUGCACAUGUUAGGCAUCCCAUUGCUAUAGAUAUCAGUUGAAAGAAGCUCGUGUCUGCAAAAUAGGGGACUGAUUAUUCUAUUUUCCAUUUGCUAAUAACAAUAAGUCAUUUUGGGCUUCAGCUUGUCACGUAACUAAUUGACUGCUAAGGGGGAUUUUAGACCCACCAGCUUGUAAAAGCUACAAAUGAACUUCUAUCUGGGUUUCAGAGAAUGUAAUCAAAAUAUUAUAAAAGCUGUACUCCGCCUUCUGCUGUAGGAAA
This is a messenger RNA of Macadamia integrifolia, 1350 nucleotides long. RefSeq names its product L-ascorbate peroxidase 3-like. The transcript is spliced from 10 exons. The coding region runs from base 190 to 1056 and encodes 288 amino acids. NCBI's taxonomy places the organism in Eukaryota, Viridiplantae, Streptophyta, Magnoliopsida, Proteales, Proteaceae. The record is from RefSeq and is a predicted model, not a curated record. Gene Ontology annotation, molecular function: heme binding; peroxidase activity. Gene Ontology annotation, biological process: cellular response to oxidative stress; response to reactive oxygen species; hydrogen peroxide catabolic process.